Molecule: messenger RNA, 1953 nt
Organism: Vicia faba (fava bean)
Lineage: Eukaryota; Viridiplantae; Streptophyta; Magnoliopsida; Fabales; Fabaceae
Source: the annotation of a GenBank genome assembly
AUGGAAUCUAAGAUGGAUCAGUAUGAGAUCAUGGAACAGAUCGGUCGUGGAGCUUUUGGUGCUGCUAUUCUUGUUAAUCACAAGGCUGAGAAAAAGAAAUAUGUGUUGAAAAAAAUCAGGCUUGCUAGGCAGACUGAAAGAUGCAGAAGAUCUGCUCAUCAAGAGAUGGCUCUUAUUGCAAGAAUCAAGCACCCUUACAUUGUAGAUUUCAAGGAGGCUUGGGUUGAAAAGGGUUGCUAUGUCUGCAUUGUCACUGGAUACUGUGAAGGUGGAGACAUGGCUGAACUAAUGAAAAAGUUAAACGGUGCUUACUUCCCCGAGGAGAAACUCUGCAAAUGGUUCACUCAAUUACUUUUGGCGGUAGAAUACCUUCAUUCAAAUUAUGUUUUGCAUCGAGACCUAAAGUGUUCCAACAUCUUUCUUACCAAGGAUCAUGAUAUCCGCCUUGGAGAUUUCGGGCUUGCUAAGACACUAAAAGCAGAUGAUUUGGCUUCUUCGGUGGUAGGAACUCCAAACUACAUGUGUCCUGAACUUCUUGCAGAUAUUCCGUAUGGAUUCAAAUCUGAUAUUUGGUCAUUAGGCUGUUGUGUAUACGAGAUGGCUGCUCAUCGCCCUGCCUUUAAAGCAUUUGAUAUGGCAGGAUUAAUAAGCAAGAUAAACCGUUCCUCUAUCGGUCCAUUGCCUCCGUGUUAUUCCCCUUCAUUAAAAAUACUAAUAAAAGGCAUGUUGAGAAAAAGCCCCGAGCAUCGACCAACGGCAUCUGAGGUGUUGAAGCAUCCUUAUUUGCAACCUUACGUCGAUCAAUAUCGUCCGUCUUUCGCUCCUCUAACAGCCUUUUCUCCUGAAAAACCACUUUCUUCCGUCAAUGAUACCAAAAAACAUAUGGCUGAAAGUCAGAACAGUACUAGUUCAAGUAGUGAUAAAGAUAGUUUAAUGUCAAUUGAGAGAAACAUUGCAACAACAACGCCAAAAAGUGAUGAUAGCAAAGCCACGGAGAUAGAUGUUGCAUUAAUCAACGAUGAUGGCUCAGAGCAAGAGGCGAUAAAAUCUUCUCAAAGUGAACAGUGUUCUUCUAAUGUUGAAUCUAAACAGCCAAAAACAAUCAGAAAUAUAAUGAUGGCAUUGAAGGAAGGGAGAGGUAGAGAUGCAACUUCUCCGAUGAGGGGCAGUCGUGUAAAAACCGUUGGAGUAUCGGCGCCGAAAGUAAAUACAGAAAUAUUGUCUAAAUUGCCUAAACCUACUAUCAUUUCUCCUAGUUUGAAGGCUAAUUUAGAGUCACCGACUGUUCCACUUGUAAAGGCAACCCCUGAUUCCGCAAAACGAAUACAAGUAUCGUAUCAUUCAAAGCUCCAGUUACUAAUGACAGAGCCGUCACCGAAAGUUAAACCAAAACUUGAUACGACUCCACUAUCUGGUUUUAUAAAACAAGUUGAAGGAGAUGGAAUUCCUCCCAGGCCAAGGCAAAGAACUCCUCCAAGCUUACUUCGACGACCUUCUUUUGCAGGACGAAUGAGGCUGGCAGGGGUUGAUAAUCCAAAUGCAAUGAGCGAUAGCAGGAAGCUAGGUCCAAGUAAUUCAGGCCAGGAAUCCGAGAUGAGCCAAUGCCAUAUGUUCAACGGCAUACCACGUAUUUCGAGACAGAUUACUAGAGAACCUCAGAAGGCUUUUGAAAGAAGUUCUAAAGGAUUGCAAACAGACAGUAGUAAUUCUGCCUCGUCUUCGGUUUCGAUUCAAGGAUGUGAACUUGCUGACGAUGCAACAACUUUUAUUGACAUGAGAGAACAUAUACUUCCAAAUCAUGACAAUGUAACAAACAGUGUAGGUGUGGAAUCACGUCCAGACAGCAGCCAGUCGACAACGUGUUCGCAUUGUAAGAUGGCUGAAGAAAUGUCUGAGGACUCCAAUGAAGCCACCGUCAAUUUCAGAAUACUAUUAGUAGUAAUGAAAAAGUGA